Molecule: messenger RNA, 892 nt
Organism: Solanum pennellii
Lineage: Eukaryota; Viridiplantae; Streptophyta; Magnoliopsida; Solanales; Solanaceae
Product: metallothiol transferase FosB
Exons: 3
Coding region: 140-676 (178 amino acids)
Source: RefSeq, a predicted model, not a curated record
UUUUUCAUCAUUACCAUUACAAAUUUGACCUAACCUAAUCCUAAUUUCUCCUUUAAUAUUGAUAAUCCUCUUUCAAAUCUCUAAUUCAUUUGCAAAUCCUUCGAUUUGCUUGUUGUUUAGAGCAGAAAAAAAACGAAAGAUGAAGGGGAAUAGUGGAAAUCCACUUGCUUUGACAUCGCUGAAUCAUAUCUCCCUUGUUUGCAGAUCAGUUGAAAAAUCAAUUGAAUUUUACAAGAAUGUUCUUGGUUUUGUGCCUGUAAGGAGGCCUGGAUCAUUCAAUUUUAAUGGCGCUUGGCUGUUUAGCUAUGGAAUUGGGAUUCAUCUACUUCAAUCGGAAGAUCCUGAGAAAAUGCCAAAGAAAACUGAAAUCAAUCCCAAAGAUAACCAUAUCUCUUUCCAGUGUGAGAGCAUAGAUGCAGUGGAGAAGAAGCUAACAGAAAUGGGGAUAAAGUACGCGAGGCAGCUGGUUGAAGAAGGAGGAAUAUAUGUAGAUCAAUUGUUUUUCCAUGAUCCAGAUGGAUUCAUGGUUGAGAUUUGUAACUGCGACAAAUUGCCAGUGAUUCCCUUAGCUGGCGAAAUAGCUCGAUCGUGCUCAAGGGCUAACAUUCAAUUGCUUCAACCUCAGCAAACACAGAAACAAUCUGCUGUAGUACAAGUCCCAGUGAUCAAGCCUUAGAAAUUUAAGGAGUAUAAUGUUCAAAUAUUUUGUUAUUUUUUCAUGUUUAGGACAAUCCAGAAUGAUUGAUUGAUUACCUGAAAGAUGUAAUAUUUUUUAUUUAGUGAGUAUUCUAUGUAUUUGGGUCUCUCUUUUUUUUUUCUUUUUCUCAAGGGUUGUUGGUAAUAAGACAAAUUGAGAAUUGUCCUGAUUUGAAGCUUGUUUUUGAUUCCUUAA